AUGUCAAAGGAAACAGAAGAUCAGAGGAAUGUUCUAGACGAGCCGAUCCAUGGGAUCUACAUCCCUGCCGCGCUAUACCUGGUCGGUGUCGCCAUCACUACGUACAUGUCCGGUGAAUUGAAAAUCUUGUGGAGUUUACCAGUUCUCUUUAUAAUCAUGUUCACUAGGGCAUACACAGCUUACAAAAGAAGAAGAUCGCUGUAUCCAAACAAGUGGACGUCCUUAGAAUUGGAAGACCAAACCCUCAUCUCCAAGAACACUGCCCUAUACCGCUUCAAAUUGAAGACAAGAUUGGAGAGCUUGGAUAUCCCUGCUGGCCACCACGUUGCCGUGCGUGUCCCCAUCGAUGGUAAAGAUGAGAUCAGAUACUACAACCCAAUCAGUUCUAAGUUGGAAGACGGGCACUUGGACUUGGUGGUCAAAACUUACGUUGAUGGUAAAGUAUCUAGGUAUUUCGCUGGUUUAAGUACUGGCGAUACUGUGGACUUCAUGGGGCCAAUAGGCACGUUGAACUACGAACCAAAUUCCUCCAGACAUUUGGGAAUUGUGGCUGGUGGCUCAGGUAUCACCCCAGUCCUACAGAUCUUAAAUGAAGUCGUCACCGUUCCAGAAGAUUUGACCAAAGUCUCGCUCUUGUACGCCAACGAGACCGAAAACGAUAUUCUAUUGAAGGAAGAGCUAGACGAGAUGGCCGAAAAAUACCCACACUUGCAAAUCCACUACGUGGUACACUACCCAACCGACACAUGGACCGGAGAUGUCGGUUACAUCACUAAGGACCAGAUGAGCGAGUACUUGCCGGAAUAUUCGGAUGAUAACAGGCUCUUGAUCUGUGGACCCGAUGAAAUGAACAAGUUGGCCUUGCAAUAUGCCAGGGAACUAGGCUGGAAAGUCAAUUCGACGAAAAGUUCCGGGGACGAUCAAGUCUUCGUCUUUUAA
Messenger RNA from Saccharomyces eubayanus, 939 nucleotides. It is a transcript of the gene PGA3, whose product is annotated as cytochrome-b5 reductase. Lineage: Eukaryota; Fungi; Ascomycota; Saccharomycetes; Saccharomycetales; Saccharomycetaceae. The transcript has a single exon. Gene Ontology annotation, cellular component: endoplasmic reticulum; plasma membrane. The record is from RefSeq and is a predicted model, not a curated record. The coding region runs from base 1 to 939 and encodes 312 amino acids. Gene Ontology annotation, molecular function: oxidoreductase activity.